AUGGGGCAACUUGGUGUUGGGCACAAGCGUCAGGUUGGUCUCGAAAAGGGGUUUGCUGAGUGGAAUCCCACGGAUGCCUGGUGGGGCCAUGGCGGGGGGACUAUUUGUGGUAUUGUGUGCGGGUUUAACCACACGGUGUUGCAGCUCACGUGUGGGUCGUUGCUUUCCUUUGGUAGCAAUAGAUGGGGGGAGCUUGGGAUCGGCUCCACGGUUUCUCCCAUGGAACCCACACGCAUCCGAUACUUUGAAAAGAAGGGGAUAGGGAUCAUCAAGGUGGCGGCGGGGAAUGACUUUUCGCUCUUUUUAAGCAACGAUAGGAGGAUGUACGGCUGCGGCCCGACAAAUGCCGGGCAGCUGCCGCCAAACGAGUUUGAUCCUGUCCCCGUGCCCCUCAUCCGAAGCUUUCAGCACGGCCCCCACCGUAUAGGGGCCAAGCUGAUUCGGAUUAAAGACAUUGCCUGCGUUAGGUCCAUGGCUGUGUUUCUCAGCGCCAGGAAUGAGCUGUUGGUGCAGGGCGCGUUGCCAGACUACGGUUUUCAGAUCUCUGCACCGCGUUUUGAAACGGUAAGCCAGAAGCCUGCUCUUGAGUAUUUCCGCUCUCGGCUUCCCAAGGCGGUGGCGGGGAACGAUGGCGGCUUUGAUGCUGACCGGCUCGUGCAGGGCCCAUCGACGCUGCUAGUUGUUUACCGCAACGGCUGCGUGGCCGGCCUUGGCGCCAAUACGGAGGGCCAGCUGCAGAGCAUUCGAAGGUCUUGGAAAGGAAAGGAAAGGAAGCCAACCUCGCCACGGCCUUUGCCGCGGACGCGCUGCUUCCUGUGCUUGUGCCCGCCAAGGCGCCCGCGGCUGAGGGGGGCGCCGCUCCUUGGCUGA
Trypanosoma rangeli is the source of this 870-nucleotide messenger RNA. RefSeq lists its product as uncharacterized. Lineage: Eukaryota; Euglenozoa; Kinetoplastea; Trypanosomatida; Trypanosomatidae. The transcript has a single exon. Bases 1 to 870 code for a protein of 289 amino acids. The record is from RefSeq and is a predicted model, not a curated record. Gene Ontology annotation, cellular component: cytoplasm. Gene Ontology annotation, molecular function: guanyl-nucleotide exchange factor activity.